Fukomys damarensis (Damara mole-rat) is the source of this 2524-nucleotide messenger RNA. RefSeq names its product acylglycerol kinase (gene Agk). Gene Ontology annotation, cellular component: TIM22 mitochondrial import inner membrane insertion complex; mitochondrion. The record is from RefSeq and is a predicted model, not a curated record. NCBI's taxonomy places the organism in Eukaryota, Metazoa, Chordata, Mammalia, Rodentia, Bathyergidae. Gene Ontology annotation, biological process: protein insertion into mitochondrial inner membrane; ceramide biosynthetic process. The transcript has 15 exons. Gene Ontology annotation, molecular function: ATP-dependent diacylglycerol kinase activity; ceramide kinase activity; acylglycerol kinase activity. The coding region runs from base 51 to 1316 and encodes 421 amino acids.
UUUUCUUUUCUUUUUCUGCCUCUCCCAACCUAGAAAAUCUCUAGGAGAAGAUGACUGUGUUCUUUAAAACACUUCGAAAUCAUUGGAAGAAAACGACAGCUGGGCUCUGCCUGCUGACAUGGGGAGGCCAUUGGCUGUAUGGAAAACACUGUGAUAACCUUCUAAGGAGAGCGGCCUGUCAAGAAGCUCAGGUGUUUGGCAACCAACUCAUUCCUCCCAAUGCACAAGUGAAGAAGGCAACUGUCUUCCUCAAUCCUGCAGCUUGCAAAGGCAAAGCCAGGACUCUAUUUGAAAAAAAUGCUGCCCCAAUUUUACAUUUGUCUGGCAUGGAUGUGACUGUCAUUAAGACAGAUUAUGAGGGACAAGCAAAGAAACUCCUGGAGCUGAUGGAAAACACAGAUGUGAUCAUUGUUGCUGGAGGGGAUGGAACCCUACAGGAGGUUGUUACUGGAGUUCUUCGAAGAACAGAUGAGGCUACCUUCAGUAAGAUUCCCAUUGGAUUUAUCCCACUGGGACAGACCAGUAGUUUGAGUCAUACCCUGUUUGCUGAAAGUGGAAACAGAGUCCAACAUAUUACAGAAGCCACACUUGCCAUUGUGAAAGGAGAGACCAUUCCACUUGAUGUCCUGCAGAUCAAGGGUGAAAAGGAGCAGCCCGUGUUUGCGAUGACUGGCCUUCGAUGGGGAUCCUUCAGAGAUGCUGGCAUCAAAGUUAGCAAGUACUGGUAUCUUGGGCCUCUCAAAACCAAAGCAGCCCACUUUUUCAGCACUCUUCAGGAGUGGCCUCAGACUCAUCAAGCCUCCAUCUCCUACACGGGACCUACAGAGAGGCCCCCCAGCAAGCCAGAGGAGGCUCCCCCUCGGCCUUCUUUGUAUAGGAGAAUCCUCCGCAGGCUGGCCUCGUACUGGGCACAGCCGCAGGACGCCCACUCCCAAGAAGUGAGCCCAGAGGUCUGGAAAGACGUACAGCUGUCCACCAUCGAGCUGUCCAUCACUACCCGGAACAGCCAGCUUGACCUGACAAGCAAAGAAGACUUUAUGAACAUCUGCAUUGAACCUGACACUGUCAGCAAAGGAGAUUUCAUAAUCAUAGGAAGUAGAAAGGUGAGAGACCCCAAACUGCGCUCCAAGGGCACAGAGUGUCUACAAGCCAGCCGCUGCACCCUGCUGCUUCCCGAGGGCAGCAGGGGCUCCUUCAGCAUCGACAGCGAGGAGUAUGAGGCGAUGCCUGUGGAGGUGAAGCUGCUUCCCAGGAAGCUGCAGUUCUUCUGUGACCCCCGGAAGCGACAGCAGCUGCUGCCGAGCCCAGCCCAGUGACAGAGGCCAGGGCGUUUCCUAGACUGCACUUUAGGCCACCCGUGGGACCAAAAGGGAAGAGGCUCCCAAGGGCAUUUUCAUGGCAAGUACCCCGUCCUCCCCCAGUGGUGCUGUCAUUGCCGUGACAGCCCAUCCCUCCCGGUGACUUUCCUCAGGCCGGAACAUUGCUGCCUCCACAGUGAAGAGCGGGGUCCUGGCCUGCCUUAGCUCUCCCACCCCUGCUGUGCUCUGUGAUGUCCUAGGGCCGCCCCAGGUUUCUCUGCCCUUGCCAGGACUCCUAAGUCCUGGCUGCCGCUCUGAGUUCGGUGCUUACCUCGCUCUUGUUCCAGUUAUGUCCUCCAACAGCAAAUGUGAGGUUGUUUCUUCAACUAUGGCUCAAGUAUUGUCAAAUGCUAUUUUUGUCUUAAAGCAGUGCUUUUUCAGUGUUGGUGUGCAUGAGGACCCUCUGUGUGCAACGCAUGUCGAAAACUAAGGGGCCCACACCGAACCACUCACUUGCCAUGGAGCCUGCAACUCUCAUCAGGGGUGUCUGAAAAGGGCCUCCUCCUCUUUCAGUGUUUUAAAGUAGCUUCUGCCUGUGUUUCCCCAAAAGUAUUGUGAAAAAUCACGUAUCCCCUCACAUCUGUGUCUACAUCUUUCAUGGAAGAUAGUCGCCAAAGUGUGUGUGUGUACUUUCUAGUGUUGUGUAAAUAUUGGUUUUAAAAUAAUCUGUUACAUCACUCUUCUAAAGAUCCAUUGUAAACACGACAGCAGUUGGACACCACCCCUCAACUUCUUUAGUCAAACACCGUAAAUUUUUUUCUCCCUGUGGGUAUAUUCCCCUACUGCAUUCAGCAAGACUCUUACUAUACUGUAAUCUAUUUUUCACUUCAUUUUUUUAUUCUUGUCAACAAGAUAUAAAUGGAUUUUUUAGUUUUAGUACUGAAUGUUGUUGUAAUUGAUGUAAUUGAAAAUAUUAAUUUUUUGAUAAUUAAAAACAUGUUAGUACGUUCUUUAUCCUAAUUAGUUCAUUUACUCAAUAUAUAAAUGUUAUUUAUAUCUAGAUGGGGGUUCAACAUCGAUUAUCAUUUUUGGUUGUGAACACUAAGUAAAUGGGAAGAGAACGCAUCUAACAAUGUCAUAUAGUUCUUUGAAUUAAAUGGCCAAAAGCACAGCAUUGUCAUCAAUAGUUAAUUUUCAACUAACUUGAUUAGAUCUUCCAUUACCAA